Messenger RNA from Spirometra erinaceieuropaei, 2145 nucleotides. NCBI's taxonomy places the organism in Eukaryota, Metazoa, Platyhelminthes, Cestoda, Diphyllobothriidea, Diphyllobothriidae. The record is from the annotation of a GenBank genome assembly.
AUGUCGACUGCCGACCCUCAGCCGGCAGACAAACCCAUAAACCACAAGAUUGGUAUCAUCUACCCACCACCAGAAGUCCGAAACAUUGUCGAUAAGACUGCCAGUUUCGUUGCACGCAACGGUCCCGACUUUGAGUCGCGCAUUCGGCAAAAUGAAAUCAACAACCCGAAAUUCAACUUUCUCACUCCUUCUGACCCCUAUCAUGCCUACUAUCAACACAAGGUGCGCGAUUUCGCAGAAGGCAAGGCGGUGGAAACGAUAGGUCUCAAGGUCACGGCACCCAGUGCUGCGCGUUUGGGUCAGGAUGCACAGAAGAUCAUGCAGGAUAUCUUUGUGCCUAAGGAUCCACCUCCAGAAUUUGAGUUUGUCUAUGAUCCACCCUCCAUCAACGCCCUCGACAUUGACAUUGUCAAACUCACCGCCCAGUUUGUAGCCCGAAACGGGAAACAGUUUUUGGCUCAGCUGAUGAAUCGUGAGCAACGUAAUUACCAGUUCGACUUUCUGCGCACGCAGCACAACAUGUUCGGAUAUUUUACCAAGCUGGUGGAACAGUUCACAAAAGUGCUAAUUCCCCCGCGAGAUAUAAUCACUAGCCUCGAAGAGGACUUGAAGAACCCCAAGCGGGUGCUAGAUCAGGUGAAGUAUCGUGUUGAAUGGCACAAGUACCAAGAGCGACAGCGCCGGCGUGAAGAAGAGGCGUUGGAGAGGGAACGUGUCGCAUACGCCAUGAUUGAUUGGCAUGACUUUGUUGUGGUGGAGACUGUGGACUUCCAACCAAACGAAACCGGUAGCUUCCCUAUGCCAACGACCCCCGAGGAGGUAGGUGCACGUGCCAUCGCCGAAGAGCGGGGUGAAAUUUUGGCGCAACAAAAGCAGCCCAUAACGAAUGUGCCCCCGCCUCCCGGCUCCUUCGAUGCUUUACCCACCGAUCUGGACGAGGAGGAGAACGAGUAUGAUGAUGAAGGGGAGGACGAACUAGAGGCUGAGGAGGCCGCUCAGGCGGAUGCCACAAGGCCGCACGAAGCACGACGGGAGGUCAGAGAGGAUUCGGCUGCUGCCGCCCCUCCACCGGUUCCCGUCACCUCUGCCGAACCGUCUGAAGACCAACGGAAGCGCGAGGAAGAGGAAGAGGAGGUGGCAGAUAUGGAGGCGCCCACGGAGGACGACAUGGAACUGUCAGACGAAGAAGAGCCACCGCCUCCACCAUCAUCACAGGAGUCCGGCACCGCUAAGAUUACCUUUAAACAACCCUCCCUACCCAUGCGGCCGGCUCCACCAACAGUGGACCAGGUUCUCAUCCGACACGAUUAUGACCCUAAGGCAGCAACAGUCAAGGAGAUGGCUAACCAGUUUCAGUUGGUAUCGCCCAUCACCGGCGAACCAAUUCCUGCCAGUCAAGCUCAGAAACACAUCCGUUGGGGUUUGCUAGAUCCGAAGUGGGCAGAACAGCGUGAGCGUGAAAUUGCCGAGAAACGAGAGCAGGAUCAGGUCUACGCCACUGGCAGUCUAAUUGAAAGCAGUCUCAAGCAGCUAGCCAAACGCCGCACAGACAUUUUUGGGGUGGGCUCUGAGGAGACCCAAAUCGGCAAGACCCUAAAUGAUGGCAGUGAGGAGGAGCAGCAGCAACAGAAGUCGGAUAAACUCAUCUGGGAUGGGCAUGCGAUGUCUGCAGAAACGGUUCAGCAGCGUGCUCGUGACUACCUCAACCCUGCGGAUGUACAGGCGCACUUUGAGGCCGAGCAGAGGCUGGAGGCUGAGCGCGAAAAGAUUGGAGUCCAGGUGCCGCAACAGCAGACGCCAUCCGCGCUGGGGCUGCAUACCUCGCUUCCGCCCACCAUUUCUGCCUCUACAAUGAUGAUGAUGAUGAACAAGGCUCCGCCCGGUCUGAUGAUGCCUCCUCCCACUGCGCUGCCACCCUCAAUGUUUCCGCCCGGAAUGCCUCUUCCACCGGGCCACCAGUUUGUGCCGCAUCCCAUGAUGCCUCCAAUUUUGCCGGGAAUGGUCCCGCCCCCUCCCCCUCCACCUCUAAUGAUGCAGCAGCAGCAGCAGCAACAACAACAACAACAGCAGCAGCAGCAGCAACCGACUGAGGAGGAACCCUCCGAGGCCAAACGCCCACGCACUGAGACUCCUGUCGCCGAGUAA